GCCUCCCCUCAAGCAUCAGUCCAUCCAGUACAGAGUGAAGCAUCGGCACAUUUUGCAUCAGCACCUUCAGGAAAAAGAAAAAAAAUGGACCACCGAGCUAUGCUUCUGCUCUUACUGCUUUCAGCUCUCUGUAAUGCCUGCACUGCAGAAGAUCUUAUUACUGAUGAAGAACAUGUAAACUCUGAGAAGGAGGACAUCUCGACAACUAUCCUCAGAAUGAACAACGGAUCUAACGACAUGCUGCUGGAAGGAGACAUAUUUGUUCCAAAAACCAGGAAUGCCAUGAAGUGCCUUAACCAACAGUAUAGCUGUCGCUGGGAUAAGGCUUCAAAUGGGAAUGUGGAAAUUCCUUAUGUUAUAAGCAAUGACUAUGAUCACACUGAGAGGAAUGAGAUUCUCCGUGCUAUGAAAGGCUUUCAGGAUAAAACUUGCAUCCGAUUCGUUCCUCGUAGACAAGAGAGGGCAUACCUGAGCCUUGAGCCAAACUUUGGCUGUUUCUCCGUGGUUGGCCGUUCUGGAGACCGGCAGGUGGUAUCUUUGCAGAAGUUUGGUUGUGUACAUUAUGGCAUCAUCCAGCAUGAGCUGCUCCAUGCUCUGGGUUUCCUUCACGAACACACUCGCAGCGACCGUGACCAAUAUGUCAGGAUAAACUGGGACAACAUCCAAACACAUUAUGUAAACAACUUUGUUAAGAAGGAUACAGAAAAUCUCACCCCAUAUGACUAUUCAUCUGUGAUGCAUUAUGGAAAAACUGCCUUUGGAAAAAUGGGGGCAGAAACCAUCACUCCUAUCCCUAACCCCAACAUUCCCCUCGGCCAACGCGAAGGUAUGAAUGACUCAGACAUUCUCCGGGUCAACAAGCUCUACAAGUGCUGGAGCUACAUUGGAUGAGAGAUAUUUUUAAAAUCAAUAAAGUCUUCAAAUGUCUGCAACA
Messenger RNA from Cyprinodon variegatus (sheepshead minnow), 934 nucleotides. Its product is annotated as low choriolytic enzyme-like. The record is from RefSeq and is a predicted model, not a curated record. Gene Ontology annotation, molecular function: zinc ion binding; metalloendopeptidase activity. The transcript is spliced from 8 exons. The coding region runs from base 85 to 891 and encodes 268 amino acids. Gene Ontology annotation, biological process: proteolysis. NCBI's taxonomy places the organism in Eukaryota, Metazoa, Chordata, Actinopteri, Cyprinodontiformes, Cyprinodontidae.